AUGGCGCCGGCGCGGGUGGAUGCCGAGAAGGACGCUCAGCACGAGCUGGAGAUGAAGGUGGCCAAGUAUUCGCGGGGGCAGGGUGCUGACUUGAAGGCGCUGGGGGACAAGAAGUUGAAAGGGCAGCUCAGUGUAAAAGAGAAGCUAUAUGGCCAAUCUGCAAAAGCUGCUGCAAAGGCCGAAAAGUGGCUUAUGCCAAAUGAUGGAGGUAUUUUAGAGCCUGAUCAUUUGGAGAAGACAUAUAGAUUUUCACAAAGGGAUAUAUUGACGGAGGUGGAUCUUUUGAGUUCAAGAAAACCAUUUGAUAUGAUCUUACCUGUGCUCGGUCCUUAUAAUAUAGGAUACACAUCAAAUGGCCGCUACAUGCUAGUAGGCGGACGAAAAGGCCAUCUUGCAAUGAUGGAUAUGUUGCAUAUGGAUCUUAUCAAGGAGUUUGAGGUGAGGGAAACUGUUCGCGAUGUGACAUUCUUACACAAUGAGCAGUUGUAUGCAGUCGCUCAAAAAAAGUACCCCUACAUAUAUAAUCAACAUGGUACAGAAAUUCAUUGUCUGAAGGAACAUGGAAAAGCAUUGAAACUCCAAUUUCUGUCUAAACAAUUCCUCUUGGCAUCGAUAAACAGCUUUGGGCAGCUCCACUACCAAGAUGUGAGCACUGGUGAAAUGGUUGCAAAUUACAGGACCGGUCUGGGCCGUACCGAUGUUAUGCGGGCCAAUCCUUACAAUGCUGUCAUUGGUCUUGGGCAUGCUGGUGGCAAAGUUACCAUGUGGAAACCAACCAGUGUGAAACCCCUUGUUACUAUGCUGUGCCAUCAUGGCCCAGUGACUGCUGUUGCAUUUGACAGGGGCGGCCAUCUUAUGGCAACAGCAGGUGUUGACAGGAAGAUAAAGAUCUGGGACCUGAGGAAGUAUGAGGUUGUGCACUCUUACCCACAGCGUGCUCAGUCCUUGGAUUUUAGCCAGAAGGGGCUGUUGGCCUGCAGCAAUGGAUCUCAGGUAGAGAUAUACAGGGAUUUUGGUGGGCAUGAUUAUAAGCUUUACAUGAAGCACAAAAUAAUGAAGGGCUAUCAGGUUGGGAAGGUUUUGUUCCGCCCCUACGAAGAUAUUCUGGGGAUUGGGCACUCGAUGGGCUUUUCUUCCAUCCUUGUUCCAGGAUCCGGUGAGUCGAACUUUGAUACCUUUGUUGACAACCCCAUGGAAACUACCAAGCAGAAACGUGAGAAGGAGGUGCAUGCUCUCCUUGAUAAACUCCCGCCGGAGACUAUCAUGCUCAACCCAAACAUGAUAGCCACUGUAAGUGCUCCAAAGAAGAAAGAGAAGAAGACCAAGAAAGUGAUUGAGGAAGAGAUGGAAGAUGCCAUUGAGGCUGCCAAGAACAUUGAGCGCAAGAAGAAGACCAAGGGUAGGAGCAAACCCAGCAAGCGGGCCAAGAAGAAAGCGGAAGAUGUUUUCAAAGCCAAGAGGCCCUUCCUGGAGCAAUCCGAGGAGAUCAAUGGACGUCCUGACAAGAAGCAGCGGAUAGGCGAAGAGGUCGAACUCCCAAAAGCCUUGCAGCGGUUUGCCAAGAAACCACAAUCAUGA
Molecule: messenger RNA, 1578 nt
Organism: Miscanthus lutarioriparius
Lineage: Eukaryota; Viridiplantae; Streptophyta; Magnoliopsida; Poales; Poaceae
Source: the annotation of a GenBank genome assembly